Molecule: messenger RNA, 375 nt
Organism: Ascoidea rubescens DSM 1968
Lineage: Eukaryota; Fungi; Ascomycota; Saccharomycetes; Ascoideales; Ascoideaceae
Exons: 1
Coding region: 1-375 (124 amino acids)
Source: RefSeq, a predicted model, not a curated record
AUGACAGAUGCUGCUCCACCAUACAACCUUUACAAGGUCGAAUUCUUGGGUCAAGGCACCCAAGACCAUAUUGCCUUUCUUUUAGAAGUUGCUCCAAAUCAGUUCAACAUUUAUGAUGUUUCUGGUUCUCCUGCUAUUGGUUUUGCAUUCCAUUCUGCUGAUGACUUUCGUUGUGAAGAUGACUUUACAUACAUUGAAGGUUCAAAACAAUUGAUUGGCUCUAUUGAUUACAGUGUUGAUGAAUUUAUCGAGAUUUUAAAAUCAGUACCUCCACCUCCAAAACAACGUUUACAAGACAUCAGAAGAGGAAAAAUUCUCAAUUGUAGAAACUGGUUUGCUGAUGCCAAAAGGGAAAUUGAAAAGUACAGUAAAUAG